AUUGUAAAAAAGCUUUAUUCCCAUUGGUCAAUUUGAAGCAAGUCGCACAAUAUUCAAAACCCAAGAAACAACAACGAUGGCAUCUCAUUCUCAAAACACAAACCCGGUCAGUGCGUCCCCUAGGAGUAAAGAUGUUAAGGGACACGGGUCAUCUUCAAAAGAUAACCAUUCAGUCAGCAAAAGGUUACAGCAAGAAUUGAUGACUUUACUUACAUCUGGUGAUCCGGGUAUCUCAGCUUUCCCAGAUAAUGAUAAUUUGUUUAAAUGGAUAGCGACAGUAAAUGGUGCCAAAGGAACAGUAUAUGAUGGACUGCGAUACAAGUUGACCUUAGACUUCCCAAGUGGAUAUCCUUACCAAGCUCCUACAGUCAGAUUUGAGUCACCAUGCUACCAUCCUAAUGUAGACAAACAUGGAAAUAUUUGUCUGGACAUCCUAAAGGAGAAAUGGUCAGCGCUGUAUGAUGUCAGGACAAUAUUGUUGUCAUUACAGAGUUUACUGGGAGAACCAAAUAUAGACAGUCCAUUGAAUGUACAAGCAGCAGACCUAUGGAAGAACCAGGAAGGUUACAAGAAAGUGUUACUGGAAAAAUACGACCAGGAAGUGACGAAAAAACAGUCCUAGACAUGUUGAUCUAUUAUGUCUUAAUGUGCAAUAUGUUUGUGAAUUACUAAUCAUAGAUAAUGUGUACACUGUAUACUAAGGUGAACUAAUGAACUAGCUACAUGUUUCUUAUGGAUAUUUUCAUAAGGGUCAGUGUAAACUGUAAAGAGGUUUAUUUUCACUGAGUUUAAAUUCAUAAUUUCCUGUUCUCUUAGGUUUAUCUUCUUAUUUUUCUUUUUCCUGAUUCAGGUUUCACUAUAGAUUAAAUUUUUGCAAUCUUUAUCUGUUUACUAGAACCACCUCUGCACUUUUAUGCAACAACACUACUCAACUUUAAAAUCUUUAAUUUAUAAUUUUUGAUUGUUUUGACCGGUGAAAUAUAUUGUUACCAUUGAAAACUUGCAAAUGGGCAUGGUCAGAUAUUUUUUUUUAUAUAUAAACCAAACUAUUUUAUAAGAAUUUAUUAGAAAAUAAUGACAAUCAUUGACAAUUUAAGAUAUUGGUUUGUAAUUUGUAUUUUCAAAUGUAUUUCUGUUGUUGACUAUAUUGGUAACUUUAUUGGAUUCUGUAAAUCAAGUACAAUACACAGUUUAAGGCUGAACACAAUAAUAAGUUCUCAAAAUCAGAAUUGUUAAUUAACAGUGUUAUCUGCUUGUAAAUUUAAAAAACUUUUUAAAAAAUUUGGGGCAAUAAAAUUUUUUGUUUAUUAUUUAAUGUUUUAACUUUAUUAAUGUUUUUAUUUCUAAUACUGUAAACAGAAACUACAACAAUUUUUUAUGAGUUUUAAAUAUAAAAAAAUGUAUAUUUAUAUGAAAUAGGAGAUUAAGAGCAUUCUUGUCCAUUGGAAAGUAGAAAGGAGAGAUAAAGUCAGUUUAAUGGACUGUGAAAACUUGUCCAAUUUCAAACAAAUCACAUUGCAUAAAUUUUAUAUCAUUUUAAAGAUAUUUUACAAAGUAAGUACCUGUUAUUGAAACAAUUGGCUUAAAAACUUAAAAAACAAUUUAUAUAAUGGAGAAAAUUGUUUCCUUAGAUGUUUUAGACAAAGGAUCCGAUAGAAUGCUAUUUCAGGCAAACAAGAGAAUAUUUGGCCUCCAAAGAAUUUAUUAUCUUGGAAAGUUUAUUUCAUAACAUUUAAAAUUCCUAUUGAAUGGUAAUGUAAUUGUCAGAGUUGUUCAUUUUUCUUUGUGUGUGUGUGUGUCUUGUCUGUCUGUACUGUAUAAUAUUUGUAUCUCUUUUGUAUAUAAAUAAAUUAUUUCUGUGUUUUUGUUAAAA
Mytilus californianus (California mussel) is the source of this 1873-nucleotide messenger RNA. RefSeq names its product ubiquitin-conjugating enzyme E2 C-like. The transcript is spliced from 5 exons. Bases 77 to 622 code for a protein of 181 amino acids. Lineage: Eukaryota; Metazoa; Mollusca; Bivalvia; Mytilida; Mytilidae. The record is from RefSeq and is a predicted model, not a curated record.